AUCCAGCUUUGUGGUAUCUUUAAAUAUCAAUCUAACUGUUGUCUACCUCCAAACACACCCUAAAUCAAAAACAAUUUGGAGUACACUCAAACAAACCCACCAAGAUGGGUAAAAGAGCUUUCCUUAUUGUCCAUGCCUUCUUCGUCUUAUUCAGCUUUGGUUCCUCAAAGGCUGAAAUGGUUUCUGCCGUUUAUGUGUUUGGAGACUCACUUGUUGAUGUGGGCAACAACAAUUACUUGACUCUUUCCAUUGCUAAGGCAAAUCAUCGUCACUAUGGUGUUGAUUUUCCUACACACAAACCAACAGGGAGAUUUAGCAACGGCAAGAAUGCUGCAGAUUUUGUUGCUGAGAAAUUGGGUUUUCCAACUUCACCACCUUACCUGUCCCUUAUAACAUCAAAGGCCAACAAAAACAAUGCAUCCUUCAUGGAUGGUGUUAGCUUUGCCUCUGCAGGUGCUGGAAUAUUUGAUGGUACAGACGAACGUUAUAGACAAUCAAUACCGUUGAGAAAACAAAUGGACUACUACUCAAUUGUGCAUGAGGAAAUGACUCGAGAAGUAGGAGGAGCAGCUGGUCUACAGAAGCAUCUCUCAAAAUCAAUAUUCGUUGUGGUGAUUGGCAGCAAUGAUAUAUUUGGAUACUUUGAAUCAUCGGAUCUUCGUAAGAAAAGCACCCCACAACAGUAUGUGGAUUCCAUGGCUUUCUCACUAAAAGUGCAACUACAGCGAUUAUACGAUCAUGGUGCUCGCAAAUUUGAGAUUGCGGGAGUUGGGACACUUGGAUGCUGCCCUGAUUUCAGGCUGAAGAACAAAACGGAAUGCUUUAUAGAAGCCAAUUACAUGGCGGUAAAAUAUAAUGAAGGCCUUCAGUCCAUGUUGAAGGAAUGGCAAUCGGAGAAUGGAGGCAUAAUCUACUCCUAUUUUGACACUUUUGCUGCCAUCAACGACCUUAUUCAGACUCCAGCUUCCUACGGAUUUAGUGAGGUAAAAGGUGCCUGUUGUGGACUGGGUGAGCUGAAUGCUAGAGCUCCCUGCCUGCCAUUGUCAAACCUUUGUCCUAACAGACAAGAUCACAUCUUCUUUGACCAAUUCCACCCUACGGAGGCAGCUGCUCGUUUAUUUGUUAAUAAACUUUUUGAUGGCCCUUCAACUUACACCUCUCCCAUUAAUAUGAGACAGCUAGUAGCUGCCUAGCUGAAGCUGACGAUUGAUUUUAGCCCUUCAUCAAUGACAUUUUUUUUUAUCUAACUCAAUAUCAAACGCCAAGUGUGGUGUUGGGACGAAAAAAAUACUACUAGAUUUGUUACCCCGUAGAGUAAUCUAAGUAGGCUUCAUGAAAAGUAAUCACUGGCUUGCCAAAUGUAUUAUUUUACUUGAAGUAGAUUAUAUACUUAGAUUAACAUAUGUUGAACGAAAGAGAAGUAAAUUAAAUUGUCACAAAUAAUAAAAUAAAAAUAGAAGUUUAAUGUCGA
Molecule: messenger RNA, 1471 nt
Organism: Glycine soja
Lineage: Eukaryota; Viridiplantae; Streptophyta; Magnoliopsida; Fabales; Fabaceae
Product: GDSL esterase/lipase At5g55050-like
Exons: 5
Coding region: 105-1193 (362 amino acids)
Molecular function (GO): hydrolase activity, acting on ester bonds
Source: RefSeq, a predicted model, not a curated record